This is a messenger RNA of Naegleria fowleri, 1065 nucleotides long. RefSeq lists its product as uncharacterized. The transcript is spliced from 3 exons. NCBI's taxonomy places the organism in Eukaryota, Heterolobosea, Eutetramitea, Acrasida, Naegleriidae. Gene Ontology annotation, molecular function: chitinase activity. Bases 1 to 1065 code for a protein of 354 amino acids. The record is from RefSeq and is a predicted model, not a curated record. Gene Ontology annotation, biological process: cell wall macromolecule catabolic process; chitin catabolic process.
AUGAAAUUCCUCAUCCUUUCCUUGUUGUUCGCCACUCUUCUCUUUUCCAGCACUCUCGUGUUGGCAAGUGACAGCGAACGUGAUCUCACUGCUUCCGAAUUGAGAGAAAUCAUGACAGGUCUCUCUGAAUCCAAAGCUCGCGAAUAUGUUGGACCUUUAAAUGAAGCCAUGAGAAGUGCUGGAAUUAACACUCCAGCUCGUCAAGCUGCUUUUUUGGCUCAAUUAGGACAUGAAUCUGGAAAUUUGAGAUGGUUCAGAGAAUUUGCUAGUGGAAAAGCCUAUGAAGGAAGAAGAGAUCUUGGAAACACUCAACCAGGUGAUGAUGUGAGAUAUAAGGGAAGAGGUCCAAUUCAAAUUACUGGACGUGCAAACUAUCGUGCUGCUGGUAAAGCUUUGGGCGUUGAUUUAGAGAACAAUCCACAACUUGCUGAGGAUCCACGUAUUGGUUUCCGAACUGCUGCUUGGUUUUGGAAUUCUCGUAAUUUGAAUCAAUAUGCUGACAGACAAUCUCAAGAUGCAUUUGAUGUCAUUACUCGAAGAAUUAACGGAGGUUACAAUGGAAAGGCUGACAGAGAUGCUAAAUACAGAGCUGCUCAACGUAUUUUGGGAAGAAAUGGACUAAAUGAUACUCCUUCUCAACAACCAACGACUCCAGUUGAAAGACCAUCAACAAGACCAGUUGAAAGACCAACCAGACCAACUCGUCCAUCGAGACCUAUUAGACCAACCAGACCAACUCGUCCUUAUCGACCAACAAGACCAACAAGACCCUACAGACCUACUCGUCCUUAUCGACCUAAUAGACCAACAAGACCUACUCGUCCAACAAGACCCUACAGACCAACAAGACCAUACAGACCAUCGAGACCAACUCGUCCUUACAGACCUUACAGACCUUCUAGACCAUACAGACCAACUCGCCCUUCAAGACCAUACAGACCAUCUUAUUCAAGACCAUCUUACAGACCAUCGUAUAGACCAUCUUAUAGACCAUCAAGAUCAAGCUACUCUAGACCAUCUUAUUCAAGACCAUCUUACAGACCAUCCUACAGAGGAAGAAGAUAA